Molecule: messenger RNA, 2103 nt
Organism: Paramisgurnus dabryanus
Lineage: Eukaryota; Metazoa; Chordata; Actinopteri; Cypriniformes; Cobitidae
Product: cytochrome P450 2M1-like
Biological process (GO): xenobiotic metabolic process
Cellular component (GO): intracellular membrane-bounded organelle; cytoplasm
Molecular function (GO): oxidoreductase activity, acting on paired donors, with incorporation or reduction of molecular oxygen, reduced flavin or flavoprotein as one donor, and incorporation of one atom of oxygen; heme binding; iron ion binding
Source: RefSeq, a predicted model, not a curated record
ACUGCAACAAGUGCAACAAACACCACACUAAGCAGCUGUGCAUUCACCAUCAUUCAUAGAAUAUUUCGACAUGGAUAUAUUUUUGGCAUUAAAGACAAAUGUAUUAUCUAUUGUAAUGGUUGUGAUGGUUCUGUUAUUGUUAUGGAAGAGUCGAGGAAAGCAGAGUCAUUUUCAACGCCUGCCUCCAGGACCGCGUCCGUUACCACUGGUUGGGAAUAUAUUUCAGUUUGAUGGGAAGCAAGCAUACAGAUAUUAUCUUGAGCUCAGUAAAAAGUAUGGCUCGGUGGUUACCAUCUGGUUGUCGACCACUCCUGUGGUGAUCAUUUCUGGAUAUCAAGCCCUGAAGGAUACGUUGAUAGGUCUCGGUGACGAAUUUAGUGGCAGGUCCACCUAUCCCAUGAUCAUGAAGGCCACACUUGGAUAUGGUGUUUUGUCCACCAGUGGACACAGGUGGAGGGAGAUGCGCAGGUUCUCACUCAUGACCCUUAAGAACUUUGGGAUGGGCCGCAGGAGCAUUGAGGAAAAAGUCCAAGAUGAGGCUAAGAAUCUUGUAAAAAUGCUGAACAAAUAUGAAGGUCUUGCAUUCAGCCCUGCAGACAUGGUGUCUAACGCUGUGGCCAAUGUGGUCUGCAGCAUUGUCUUUGGUCAUAGGUUUGAAUUUGAAGAUCCACAAUUUAAGUUUUUACUUGGGACAGUAAAUAACUACUUCAAAAUGCUUAAUAGCCCCCUUGGACAGAUCUAUAAUAUUUUUCCUAGGUUAGUCAGUCUUUUGCCAGGUAAACACCAUGAGAUAUUCAGAAACUUGAAAAAGGCCAGAGAAUACUGUAUUUCUGAGACCAAGGCCCGAAUGAAUAAUAUGGAGGAUCCCUCAUGCCCAAAGGACUUCAUUGAGGCAUUUGUGUUAAAAAUGGAAGAGGAGAAAAACAAUCCUGACACAGAAUAUAAUCUUGAAAAUAUUGUGUCACUGAUAUGGAACAUGUUCAAUGGUGGCACAGAAACCACAUCAUCCACCAUCAGACAGUCUCUGCUUCUUAUGAUGAAGCACCCAGAUAUUCAAGAGCGUGUUCAAAAGGAAAUUGAUGGGGUUAUAGGACAGGAACGUUGGCCUUCCAUAGAAGAUAGGCAGAGCCUGCCGUAUACAGAUGCUGUUCUCCACGAGGUGCACCGCAGCAUGGAUCUUGCACCCAUCGCUGUCCCUCACAAGAUGAUGUGUGACACUGAAUAUAAUGGCUAUGUCAUUCCUAAGGGAACUCAGGUUUAUCCACUGUUAUCCUCUGUGCUUUCUGACCCAAAACUGUGGAAGAACCCAAACUGCUUUGAUCCAGAGAACUUCCUGGAUGAAAACAAAAGAUUUAAGAAGAACGACGCAUUUGUUGUAUUUGGCAUGGGUAAGCGAGCGUGUCUGGGUGAGGCUCUGGCCCGGAUGGAAUUUUUUCUCAUCUUCACCACUCUGCUACAACGCUUCACCUUCAAAGCCACAGUGCCACCAGAAGAGCUUGACACAACCCCCACCAACUGCAGUUUUGGCCGACUGCCCCUCAUAUACGAGUGCUAUGCCAUUCCUAGGACAUAGAGGGUGCAAAAGUCCACAUCCAUGAUUUAUCACCAAAAUGACUGUAGUUAUCAUAAACUCAAUUAAAUUAUGUAAUAACACAAAUGUUACUAUAAGAAUUAUGUUGUAAUUUAAAGGGGACAUAUCAUAAAAUAUGUUUAAGUGCUAUAAUUGGGCUGCCAGUGCUUCUAUCAACCUAGAAAAUAUGAAAAGAACAACCCAGUAACUUGGUAAACCAUUCUCUGCAAGCAUAUGAAAAAAUUGUUCAUUGAAAUUUAGCUUCCCUUGUGAUGUUAAAAGGGGAUCUUUUUGUAAUAAUACUGCCCACUAAUCUGCACUGUCCAACCAUGGCACCGCCAUUUACUGCAGAAAGAGUUCAGUUUUUUCAAUUCAAUUUUAUUUAUAUAGCACUUUUCACAAUUGUUUAAUUGUUUCAAAGCAGCUUUACAUAAAUAGAUGCAGGAAAAAACACAGAAAAAUCAUAAGAUUAACCAUACUAGCGAGCAUAGUAAAAAUGUAACGUAUGUAAGAGGGUGCUUAGUUAAGCCAAU